AUGACUCCGUCAAUAGCAUCGGCAGCUACCCAAACCAUCGCCACCAUCGCCUUUGGCAUUGUCGCCACACUGAUCAGUGCCCUCACCGUCUGGCAAGGCCGCAGAGCCUGGCGAAGACUGUACGGACGGCAGAGCGAGCGAAACGCCGAGUCCGACGUCGAGUCACAAACCAGCAUUGAACUCGAAGCGCGUCCCUCUUAUCCCCAUGUCUUCGAGCUUCCGGCAACGCCAUUCACGGACGUGGAAGAGACUGGGCUUCUCGAAUCGCCUGCAGCUUUUGCUCCAUCCGCAGCACCGACCACGACUACAGUUGCGCUGGCUUAG
Molecule: messenger RNA, 324 nt
Organism: Letharia columbiana
Lineage: Eukaryota; Fungi; Ascomycota; Lecanoromycetes; Lecanorales; Parmeliaceae
Exons: 2
Coding region: 1-324 (107 amino acids)
Source: RefSeq, a predicted model, not a curated record